Messenger RNA from Conger conger (European conger), 1334 nucleotides. It is a transcript of the gene slc35e4, whose product is annotated as solute carrier family 35 member E4. The record is from RefSeq and is a predicted model, not a curated record. Gene Ontology annotation, cellular component: Golgi apparatus. The transcript is spliced from 3 exons. NCBI's taxonomy places the organism in Eukaryota, Metazoa, Chordata, Actinopteri, Anguilliformes, Congridae. Gene Ontology annotation, molecular function: antiporter activity. Bases 294 to 1334 code for a protein of 346 amino acids.
GGUAUAAUUAGGAUCACACCGUCAUGUGCAGCCGUAAAUCUUAAACUGUGUACAGCGGUCUUGUAAAAGACUCCCAUAUAUCGAUUUGUUAAAGGCAGGCGUUGGCAUUGCUUAUCGUAGUCUAUAUGUAAUACGACCGUUCAUUGUUAGCUCCCUAGCUUCUAUAGUGGCUGCUAAGCUACAGUAGGAUAUAGCUGGUCCAGGCUAUUCUCUUUUUUCUGAAAGCAAACCGAACUCCGUCGAAAGAAUGCGAAGACUCACUGGAAAUUAUUCUAAGCGAGGAUGAAGCGAAUAUGAUAACCGCCGAUGGCCUCCCGAAGCUUGAGGCGACUCCGGCUGCAACACGGCCAUCAGAGAUGCUCCAUCUCCUCUCGGCGGUCUUCGUGUGGCUGGUGACGGGGACCACGAUAUCCAGUCUUAACAAAUGGAUCUUCGCCGUGUACAACUUCAGGUACCCGCUACUACUAUCGGCGCUGCACAUGCUGACGGCCAUAGUGGUGGACUACGGGCUGAUCAAGUUCAGGCUGGUCCAACACAGGGCGAGCGGUGAACAGGACCUGACGGCCAGCGCCAAGUUUAAGGUCUUUUUGCUCAGCCUGACAUUCUGCGCCAGCAUAGCAUUCGGCAACGUCGGUCUCAACUACGUCCAGCUCUCCUUCGCUCAGAUGAUAUACACCACCACGCCGAUCUUCACCCUGGCUAUCUCCACACUGGUGCUUGGCAAGCAGCACCACAUCCUGAAGUACACGGCUAUGAUGCCCAUCUGCCUGGGCGCCUCUUUCAGUGUCAUGGGCGAGGUCCAGUUUGACCAGACCGGCUGCUUGUUCGUGUUCGCCGCAACCAUGCUACGGGGAGUCAAGAGCAUUCAGCAGAGCAUCCUGCUCCAGGAGGAGAAGAUAAACUCGGUGUUCCUGCUCUACCUGAUGUCCAUCCCCAGCUUCCUCAUCCUGGCGGUGGCGGCCCUGGCGCUGGAGAACUGGGCGGGCCUGGGCUCCCCGCUGCAGUACGACCGGAGGCUGUGGCUGCUGAUCGUGCUGAGCUGCCUGGGCUCGGUGCUGUACAACCUGGCCAGCUGCUGCGUGAUUUCGCUGACGUCGGCGGUGACCCUGCACAUCCUGGGGAACCUGAGCGUGGUGGGGAACCUGCUGCUCUCGCAGCUGCUGUUCGGGAGCCAGCUGUCAGCGCUGAGCUGCGCGGGCGCGGCCCUCACCCUCUCCGGCAUGCUGCUGUACCAGAACUCCGAGGUCAUCGGCCGCUUCCUGCACCGCCGCCGCGCCCAGCCGCCCGGGGAGGGCCACGCCGACCACCGCCAACCCCACGGAAAGAUGGACUGA